Messenger RNA from Malaya genurostris, 2673 nucleotides. RefSeq lists its product as uncharacterized. The coding region runs from base 1 to 2673 and encodes 890 amino acids. Gene Ontology annotation, biological process: DNA integration. NCBI's taxonomy places the organism in Eukaryota, Metazoa, Arthropoda, Insecta, Diptera, Culicidae. The record is from RefSeq and is a predicted model, not a curated record. Gene Ontology annotation, molecular function: nucleic acid binding. The transcript has a single exon.
AUGACGUUGCGUCAACUUGCUGAUGACGAGGAACGCAGAUACCCGCUUGCUGCUAAGGCGAUCAGAAAAUCGUUUUACAUCGAUGAUGUUCUCACUGGAGCAGAUUCUUUAGAUGACGCAAUUACGCUCAAGAACGAAAUAGUUGGUUUGCUGAAAAAGGGAGGCUUCGAUGCACACAAAUUUUGUUCUAAUUCCGAAGUACUACUAGCUACUGUUCCUGAAGAGCAGCGAGAAAGCCUCGUGGAUAUAACAGAUCCUGCGGUCAACAUGAUGAUGAAAACUUUGGGUAUUUUGUGGAAUCCUAAAGAAGAUUUUUUCACAUUCACCAUCCCGAAUAAUUCUUCGAAUACUCCGCUGACUAAACGAAUGAUUCUCAGUCAGAUUGCCAAGAUUUUUGAUCCUUUGGGAUUCGUGGGACCUGUAGUCACCACGGCAAAAUUAAUAAUGCGCGAACUGUGGGCCUUCAACCUGGAGUGGGACCAACCGGUGCCGCAGGAACUUGCAAAGUUGUGGAUUGAAUACCGACAGCAACUACAUUGUUUGAACAAUGUGAAGAUCAAUAGAUGGAUUUAUAGUGACGAAGCCAGUGCAUACCAGAUCUAUGGUUUUGCUGAUGCAUCAGACAUAGCAUUUGGCGCUUGUCUGUAUGCAAGGUCUGUACGAAACGAUGGAACAGCGAAAAUGACGUUGAUUUGCAGCAAAUCACGAAUCUUGCCGCAGAAAUCGAACAAGAAGAAGAAGAUUACAACCCCUCAAGCAGAGCUACAGGCAGCUCUAUUAUUAUCACAGCUUACCGUGAAGACGCUAGCAUCCCUUGAUACCGAUUUCAGCUCUGUGCAUCUGUGGUCGGAUUCGCAGAUUGUAUUAUGCUGGCUACAGAAACCACCUGAUUCGCUGACUGUGUUCGUCGGAAAUCGUGUACGACAAAUACAGCAGCUCACCGCCGACUAUUCUUGGAAGUACGUUCCUUCAAAGGAGAAUCCCGCAGAUCUGAUCUCGCGUGGGGUACCUCCAUCUGAACUUGGAAAACGAACGAUUUGGUGGAAUGGACCAUCAAUUUUUCUUAGUGAUAAUCCGAACAUCGAUCAACCAGCAUCUCUUCCAGAAGCGGACAUACCUGAGUUGAGACGAAGAGGACUUGUAACUGUACUAGGACCUUCGAGAUUGAAGAUUUUCGACCGAAUCAGUCGGUACCCGAUCAUACAACGUGCGAUGGCGUAUGUCAUUCGAUUUUGUGAUUACAUCCGAAGUUAUAGAACGACGUUGACCAAGGGACUGCCAACAGUAUCGGAAAUACGCAGAGCGUCAACUCUGAUUGUUCGGAUGGUGCAAAACGACGAUUUUCAUCGAGAAUUGCAGAUGUUGAAGGACGACAAGGAAGGCAAGGUAUCUUUUCAAAACCUCAACCCUUUCAUUGAUCCAAAUGAUGUGAUACUGCGAGUUGGUGGAAGACUGAAGCACGCAGUUUUACCGUACGAACACAAACACCAAGCCUUGCUUCCCGAGACUCAUCCAUUCACAGUGACGUUGAUCAGGCAUCUGCAUUGCACUAAUAUGCAUCUUGGCCAACGUAGCUUAUUAGGAGUUGUACGACAACAGUAUUGGCCGCUCAAGGCUAAAAACGUCAUUCGAAAGAUACUACAUCACUGCAUACCGUGCUUUCGAAUGAAACCCAAGAAGUCUACGCAAUUGAUGGGAGAUCUACCGGACUAUCGGGUUCAGCCUUCACCAGUGUUUUCACAUUCAGGCUUGGACUUUGCAGGACCUUUCAAGUUACGGCUGAGUGCCAACACAAGAAAUCCGACAACCACCAAGGGGUACGUUUGUCUAUUCGUCUGCAUGGCAACCCGUGCUGUGCACCUAGAAGCGGUAUCCGAUUUAUCUACUGAAACAUUCAUGGCCGCACUCCAACGAUUCGUCAGUCGCCGUGGGCUGCCGCAGAAGCUGUAUUCCGACAACGCGACUAACUUUGAAGGAGCUAACAACGAGAUGAGUCGACUAGCAGAACUAUUUCGAAACGAGCAGCAUCUGCGAACGCUGAUUGACUACUGUGCAUCGAAACAAAUUGAGUGGUCUUUCAUUCCUCCACGUAGUCCGCACUUCGGCGGCAUAUGGGAAGCAGGAGUCAAAUCAGUAAAAUCGCAUCUGAAGCUAGUUCUUGCAGAACACAAAUUAACGUACGAAGCACUCGCUACCGUUUUGGCACAAGUGGAAGCAAUUUUAAACUCCCGGCCUCUCACUCCUGCUUCUGACGACCCGAACGACAUGACAGCGAUAACACCUGCUCACUUCAUUAUAGGGAGAGAAUUUCAAGCAAUUUUGGAACCUUCGUAUGUCAACAUUCCUCAAGGCAGAUUGUCUCGUUGGCAAUUCGUCCAGGAUUUAAAACAGAAAUUCUGGAAAAUGUGGAUGAAAGACUACCUUCAGGAACUCCAGAAACGUCAACGUGAUUUGAAGGUGACCGAAUUUAAAAUUGGAGCGUUAGUAGUUAUUGUCGACGAGAACGUACCGCCACUGAAAUGGGUACUAGCCCGCAUAAUCGAACUACAUCCAGGACGUGACGGACACACACGUGUGGUAUCUUUGCAAACGGGAAGCGGUGUCACCAAGAGAGCCGUGAAGAAAAUCUGCGUAUUGCCACUCGACAACGAAGAAGGUACACCUGAUGGUUAA